AAAAUUUCUCAUUUGUUGACUCUUGUAAGUUGCAGGCCCCUCUCACUCUCUGUUUUGUUCUCUCCUCUGUCUAUAAAGAGCAGGGGCUGCUUCAAUAGGAAAACAGAAACUUAGAGAUAUAGUAGGGAGAGGCGAGAGAGAGAGAGAGGAAUUGAAGAGUAAUAAUGGCGGGGGGUUUUGUGGAUGGUGAUCUUGGGAAGAGAGCAGCCCAAUAUGAAGGUGGGGUCACGGCCUAUUUCAUUUUGGCUUGCGCUGUGGGAUCUCUUGGGGGAUCACUCUUUGGCUACGAUCUUGGAGUUUCUGGUGGAGUGACAUCUAUGGAUGACUUCUUGAAACACUUCUUCCCAAAAGUCUAUGAGAGAAAACAAGCUCAUCUCAAUGAAACCGAUUACUGCAAAUAUGACAAUCAAGUCCUAACCCUCUUCACAUCGUCUCUAUACUUUGCUGGACUUCUCUCAACAUUUGGGGCCUCUUAUGUGACUAGAAAGUAUGGAAGGAGAAUUAGCAUCAUGACCGGUGCCGUUAGCUUUUUCCUUGGUGGUGGUGUCAAUGCUGCGGCUGUAAAUAUGUUCAUGUUAAUCCUUGGUAGAAUUCUCCUUGGUAUUGGCAUUGGCUUCGGAAAUCAGGCAGUUCCCCUCUAUCUCUCUGAAAUAUCACCCCCAAAGAUAAGAGGAAGAGUGAACCAACUCUUCCAACUUACAACUUGCUUAGGUAUCAUAGUUGCUGACAUCAUCAACUACUUCACCGAAAAAUUGCAUCCAUGGGGAUGGAGGCUCUCUCUCGGUCUAGCCACAGUUCCAGCCACCUUAAUGUUUGUCGGAGGCAUAUUCCUUCCAGAAACACCCAACAGUCUUGUUGAACAAGGCAGAUUAGAAGAAGCAAGAAUCAUCCUCGAAAAAGUUAGAGGUACAAAGAAAGUGGAUGCAGAAUUUGAGGACUUGAAAGAUGCAAGUGAAGCAGCAAGGAAAGUUAAGCAUCCUUUUCGUAAUCUUUUGAAGCCCAAGAAUAGGCCUCAGCUUAUUAUCGGUGCCCUUGGCAUCCCAGCUUUCCAACAGUUAUCAGGAAUGAACUCCAUCCUCUUUUAUUCUCCUGUUAUAUUCCAGAGCUUGGGAUUUGGUUCGGGUGCUUCUUUGUAUUCAUCGAUUAUAACGAGCUCUAUGCUUGUGCUCGGAGCUUUGGUUUCGAUGUCGUUGGUUGAUAGGCUUGGGAGAAGGUUCUUCUUCAUUGAAGCGGGAGUUCAAAUGAUCAUUUGCAUGGCUAUUGUAGCUACUGUCCUAGCAACAAGCUUCGGUCAUGGUGUUGAGCUUCCAAAAGGCCUAGCACUACUACUCGUGAUAUCAAUAUGUCUCUUUGUCGUCGCUUAUGGAUGGGCUUGGGGUCCUCUCGGUUGGUUAGUACCAAGUGAAAUUUUUCCUUUAGAAACUCGAUCAGCAGGCCAAAGUUUAGUUGUCUGUGUCAACCUCUUCUUCACUGCUGCAAUUGCUCAGUGCUUUUUAGCAUCUCUUUGCCAUCUUCGAUGGGGAGUGUUUGUACUCUUUGCUUCAUUGAUUGUUAUAAUGUCUUUGUUUAUCUUCUUUCUAUUGCCGGAGACUAAACAAGUGCCGAUUGAAGAGAUGUCUCAACUUUGGAGGAAGCAUUGGUUCUGGAAGAAUAUUGUCUGUCAGGAUGAUGAUGAUGAUGAUAAAUGAGCUAUAUGAAGAAGCCUGUGGAUGAAGAAUAGUUGCAUUUCUAGCAUUAUUAUUAUUAUUAUUUAUUGUUGAUGGAUUGUUUUCGGUGUUUAUUUUUCUUAUUCUAGGUUAUUGAUUGUUCUAAAUUUGAGCAAUUGUAAAGCGUUAUAGGCUCGGUAAAUAAAAGUGCAAUUCGGAACAGAUGAAUCAAUUUUUUUUUCUGGCUA
Asparagus officinalis (garden asparagus) is the source of this 1894-nucleotide messenger RNA. Its product is annotated as sugar transport protein 14. NCBI's taxonomy places the organism in Eukaryota, Viridiplantae, Streptophyta, Magnoliopsida, Asparagales, Asparagaceae. Gene Ontology annotation, biological process: monosaccharide transmembrane transport. Gene Ontology annotation, cellular component: membrane. Gene Ontology annotation, molecular function: monosaccharide transmembrane transporter activity. The transcript is spliced from 4 exons. Bases 165 to 1688 code for a protein of 507 amino acids. The record is from RefSeq and is a predicted model, not a curated record.